AUGGAAGAGGAGGCUAAUGUCGCGCAGGCAUCGGCUUCUCCGUCCAGCAAUGGCGAGUCCGAGUCACCAUGCGUGACGAUGUUGCCAAACUUUGGCGCCGGAAAUUCGCCCAACAUGUGCCCAGCCGGCAACGCUCCGCAGACCUUCAUUGCAGUGCCCAUGAUGAUGCCGCUAAUGACCACCAUGUCGGUUCACCAGCCCCAACCUAUGCAGCCCGUGCAGCAGCCAAUGGGACAGAUGCAGCCCAGGAUGCAGCCCAUGCUGCAGCCCACCCAACCUGUGCAGCCCAUGGGACCCAUCAUGCAGCCGAUGCAGCCUUUGCGUCCUGCCCAGCCCAUGCAGCCCAUGCAGGCAAUGCAGGCGCAGCCCAUGCCAGUCAUGCAGGCAAUGCAAGCGCAGCCCAUGCCUGCGCCAUCCAUGAUGCAGCUCCUGAGCACUGAUGCCCCGGUUCUUUCCCCUAAGUCCCAGAUGCCCGUCGACGAAAUCUCCGAAGACAUCUUUCAAAAAGCCUCAACCGUCGCGGGCAGUGACGAUGAUGACGAUGACCUGGAGAGCAUCAGCGAGCUGAGCACGGAGUGGGCUCGUGCGGUCUCUCAGGGAUCUUCGGAAUGCCCGGUGGAGCGUACUUUUAUUCAGUUCCACACCCGGGUGUCCGGUUCGCACCGACGAUCGAGGUCCGUGUAA
Messenger RNA from Symbiodinium sp. CCMP2592, 684 nucleotides. NCBI's taxonomy places the organism in Eukaryota, Dinophyceae, Suessiales, Symbiodiniaceae. The record is from the annotation of a GenBank genome assembly.